AUGCUGCGUCGAUCGGGAAGGAUCGACCGGAUUUUGAAGGCGUGCACUCGCGGCGGCUCUUCGUAUGAGCGGCUUCCGAUUGACGCAAAAUGGGCGGCAAUCGCUUCGAAGGCGAUGAAGGGGAAAGACGCGAAUACCCUGAUGUACAACACGCCCGAGGGUAUCCCGAUCAAGCCGUUGUACACGGCCACCGACCGAAAGUGCGAUCAGGGAAAGGAGAAUGAGCUUCCCGGCACCUUUCCGUUCACCCGAGGGCCCUACCCGACAAUGUACACGCAGCGCCCGUGGACCAUCAGACAAUACGCCGGAUUUUCGACUGUAGAAGAAUCCAACAAAUUCUACAAGGACAACAUCAAGGCCGGCCAGCAGGGGCUUUCCGUCGCCUUCGAUUUGGCCACCCAUCGAGGAUAUGAUUCCGACAACCCGCGUGUAUUUGGUGAUGUCGGCAUGGCGGGCGUGGCCGUGGAUACUGUUGAGGACAUGAAACAGCUCUUUGAUGGGAUCCCGCUUGACAAGAUGAGUGUCUCGAUGACGAUGAACGGGGCCGUCAUCCCGGUGCUGGCGAUGUUUAUUGUAGCAGGAGAAGAGCAGGGCGUGCCGAAGAAGCUGCUCUCCGGCACUAUCCAGAAUGACAUCCUCAAGGAGUUUAUGGUCCGCAACACCUACAUCUACCCGCCCGAGCCCUCGAUGCGGUUGAUCGGCGACAUUUUUGCCUACACCAGCGCCCACAUGCCGAAAUUCAACUCGAUUUCGAUUUCGGGAUACCAUAUGCAGGAAGCCGGAGCCGACGCCGUCCUCGAAAUGGCCUUCACAAUUGCCGACGGGCUAGAGUACUGCGCGACGGGGCUGAAGGCCGGGCUGGAGAUUGACAAGUUCGCCCCGCGACUCUCCUUCUUCUGGGGCAUUUCGAUGAAUUUCUAUAUGGAGAUCGCCAAGAUGCGCGCGGCGCGUCGGCUUUGGGCGCACCUCGUCAAGGAGCGCUUCUCCCCGAAGGACGCCAAGUCGAUGAUGCUGCGCACGCACUCGCAGACCUCUGGGUGGUCGCUGACCGAGCAGGACCCCUACAACAACAUCAUCCGCACGUGCAUCGAAGCCAUGGCUUCCGUGUUCGGCGGCACACAGUCGCUGCACACCAAUUCAUUUGACGAGGCGCUCGGCUUGCCCACCCCGUUCUCCGCCCGAAUCGCGCGCAACACACAAAUCAUCAUCCAGGAAGAGAGCGGCAUUUGUAAGGUAGCAGAUCCCUGGGGCGGCUCUUACAUGAUGGAGUCGCUGACCGACGAGAUGUACGAGGCCGCGCUGAAGAUUAUCAAGGAGAUCGACGAGCUGGGCGGGAUGGCCAAGGCAGUGGCCAGCGGCAUGACGAAGCUGCGCAUCGAGGAGGCCGCUGCCCGAAAACAGGCCCGCAUCGACGCCGGAAAGGACGUGAUCGUCGGCGUCAACAAGUACCGGCUGGAGAAGGAAUCCCCGAUCGAAGUGCUGCAAAUCGACAACAAGAAGGUGCGCGAGUCGCAGAUCGCCAAAAUUCAGCACAUCCGCGCCACCAGGGACAAGGCGGCCGCCGAAAGGGCUUUGAAGCAGAUUGAGGAGUUUUCCGGCGGCAAGGGCAACCUGCUCGAGGCGGCCGUGGCGGCGGCGAAGGCGCGCUGCACGGUGGGCGAGAUUUCGGACGCGAUGGAGAAGGUGUUCAACCGACACACUGCCGUCAACCGGCUCGUCUCCGGCGCGUACAAGAACGAAUUUGGCGAGACCAGCGAGAUCAACGGGGUGCUCGAACGCGUCACGCAAUACGCCCAAAAAGAGGGCCGUCAACCGCGGAUCAUGGUGGCCAAGAUGGGCCAGGACGGGCACGACCGCGGCGCCAAGGUCAUCGCCACCGGAUUCGCCGACCUCGGCUUCGACGUCGACGUGGGCCCGCUUUUCCAAACACCAGCAGAAGCCGCACAACAGGCCGUCGACGCCGACGUGCACGUCAUCGGCGCCUCGUCACUUGCCGCCGGCCACUUGACGCUCGUGCCGCAGCUGGUCGACGAGCUGAAGAAGCUCGGCAGGGAGGACAUCCUCGUUGUCGCCGGCGGCGUCAUCCCGCCCCAAGAUUACGACGCGCUGCACAAGGCCGGCGUGGCGCUGAUCUUUGGCCCGGGCACGCGGCUCCCCGUUUGCGCCAAUAAUAUCCUCGAGAAGCUCGAAGCGAAGCUGGCCGCAUCAAGCCGAGCC
Messenger RNA from Mesorhabditis spiculigera, 2217 nucleotides. NCBI's taxonomy places the organism in Eukaryota, Metazoa, Nematoda, Chromadorea, Rhabditida, Rhabditidae. The record is from the annotation of a GenBank genome assembly.